Messenger RNA from Pipistrellus nathusii (Nathusius's pipistrelle), 312 nucleotides. Lineage: Eukaryota; Metazoa; Chordata; Mammalia; Chiroptera; Vespertilionidae. The record is from the annotation of a GenBank genome assembly.
AUGCUCUCUCCCGAGUUAAAGGAUGAGUCUCAGUGUGAGGACACUGUACCCACCUUGAGUUAUUGCUGGCGACGGGGGUGGGUGAGGGGCUCGCCCUCCACGGAGCUGCACACCACCCACAAGCACAUGACUAGCACUCCACUCCCUCCCCUCAUCCUCCGUUCUCCAGAAUCGCGCUCGCCGCCCGUGGGCCUGAUGGGUUUUUCUUUUGUGCUUUCGUCCACCAAGGAUCAGGCUCUUUCUGGAGCUUGCGGGGAAACAGUCACUCAACACUUUCACACUUGCCUAGGUCCUUCUGUCAGAGUCAUCUGA